AACAAAAAUUCUCAUAUUUCCUAUUUCUUUUGUCAAUAUAUUUCUUUUUUCAAUCUUCAUUUCCUUCCACCAUACCAAAUUUAAAUCACAAAAAAAAACUUAUUUUAAUCAUUUAAUCUAUUUUGGUUUAUUUGUUUUCUAAAGUUUUAUUUUUCAGCUGGUUUUUAAUAAGAUAUUUGGUUUUCAGUUAAAAGUGCUUAGCAUUUCUUAGUUUUCUAUAGAAAUAGUUUGUUAUAAUCCGAUUAAAUUUUUUAUGGGUAAUGUGAGUGUAUUUUGAUGAUCUGAAUCUGGGUUUAAUUACUUUGAGAGAUUAUUGAAAAGGGGGAAAUUUGAUGUAAUAUUCGGGGGUAUAAAAAUCUGGGUUGUAUGAUAUUGUUUACAAGAUACCUGAUAAUGAUAAUCAAUUUUUGACUUUAUUGGUUUCGGUGGAUUUUUGUAUUUUGAUCCACCAAAAAAGAUGAUGAUUGCAAAAAAAGAUAUUUAGAUUUAAAAGGUUGUUUAAUUAAUUUUUAGGGGACCUAUUUCUUUGGUUUUGUUGGCCACUUUACGAUGGAUCUUGUGGUUGGUGGAAAGUAUAAAUUAGGGCGUAAGAUUGGAAGUGGUUCUUUUGGUGAGCUUCAUUUGGGGACCAAUAUAACGAAUGGCGAAGAAGUUGCUGUCAAGUUGGAAUAUGUUAAAACAAAGCAUCCACAACUUCAUUAUGAGUCAAAAUUAUACAUGCUUCUUCAAGGAGGGACCGGAGUUCCUCAUCUAAAGUGGUUUGGAGUUGAGGGUGAUUACAAUGUCAUGGUGAUCGACCUUCUUGGGCCUAGCCUUGAAGACCUCUUCAAUUAUUGUACCCGAAAGUUCACUUUGAAAACAGUCUUAAUGCUUGCUGAUCAACUAAUCAGUCGAGUUGAGUACAUGCAUUCUAGAGGCUUUCUUCAUCGUGAUAUUAAACCCGACAACUUUUUGAUGGGCUUGGGACGAAAGGCAAACCAGGCGUAUAUAAUCGACUAUGGCCUUUCUAAGAAAUACAGAGAUCUGCAAACUCACAAGCAUAUACCAUACAGGGAAAACAAAAAUCUGACGGGAACUGCUCGAUAUGCUAGUGUGAACACUCACCUUGGUGUAGAACAAAGCCGAAGGGAUGAUCUGGAAUCUCUUGGAUAUGUGCUUAUGUAUUUUAUGAGAGGAAGCCUUCCUUGGCAAGGAUUAAAAGCAGGGACUAAGAAGCAAAAGUAUGACAGAAUCAGUGAGAAAAAAAUGUUAACUCCUAUAGAGGUCCUUUGUAAGUCAUAUCCAACGGAGUUCACAUCAUACUUCCAUUAUUGUCGAUCGUUGCGAUUUGAAGACAAACCUGAUUAUUCAUACUUGAAGAGGCUAUUUCGAGACUUGUUUAUUCGAGAAGGCUAUCAGUUUGACUAUGUUUUUGACUGGACAAUAUUAAAGUACCCUCAGCUUCGUACCGGAUCAAGAUUAAAGAUACCUGCUGUAAAGACAUAUGGACAUGCUGGACCACCCACUGAGAGAGUGGAUAAACAUUCGGGGAAAGAGGUACAUGAACGAUUAAUUGGGACCGUUGAAGCCUUUUCUAGGAGAAAUUCUUCUAGUGGGUAUGCUGAUUCACCAAGACAUAAUUCAUCAGAAGUGAUGAUAUCCUCACCUGAUUCUCUGAGAGGUAGUCAUACCUCUACUCGGCCUAGUAACACAUCAAGGAAGGGUAUUGCUUCAAGCAGUAAGGCUAGCUCUUCUAAUGGACCUAGCGAACGAUCCAGUCGCUUUGUCUCAGGAAGUAGGCGGUUAUCCGCCCAUCAAAGAUUAAAAUCUGGUUCUGAACCCAGCAGGUUGGGAACCCCUUCUCGUCUCCCUGCCUCAAACAAAGGAAGCCUUGAUGACACAGUUCAAAACUUUGAGUUCCUUUCAAUUGAAAAAGAGAAGAUCAUAAAAUGACUAACUUCUCUAGGCUAAAAAUUCACCUAUAAAGAAUAGAUUUCCAUUGUUGUUUCUCAUCAUCCUUACUGGGAACUUACAACAAGAGUAAAGUUAGUAAUUGAUCAUUCCAAAAAUAGGAGUUUGCUUUCAAAUUUAUGUUUUAACUCAUUUGCGUCUCUUCAAAUCUCUUUUGUGCAAAUAUUUUGUAUCUCUUUGACUUCAAUUCACGUAACAUUUAUUUAUUCAUUUACUAGAUUGUACUCUAA
Messenger RNA from Spinacia oleracea (spinach), 2180 nucleotides. RefSeq lists its product as uncharacterized. Gene Ontology annotation, biological process: protein phosphorylation. Bases 550 to 1932 code for a protein of 460 amino acids. NCBI's taxonomy places the organism in Eukaryota, Viridiplantae, Streptophyta, Magnoliopsida, Caryophyllales, Amaranthaceae. The transcript has 14 exons. The record is from RefSeq and is a predicted model, not a curated record. Gene Ontology annotation, molecular function: ATP binding; protein kinase activity.